GUAGAAGCCUAUCCGUUUAGCAUCACCCACCUCAAUCUCAAGUUUUGAACAAAAGAGUAGGAGGAGAAGAGUGUAGUGACCGAGAACCGAACACAAUGGCUUCUGUAACUCCAACUGAGAACACCACCACCAAAUGCGAGUUACCCAAUCCAUUAGCAAUAUUCACAGUUAUCUCACCACCUUUCAAUCCCCAACAAUUCUUCUUCAAACCCACUUCAACUGUAGUUCUUGCACUUUCUCCCGUUGAAAUUCUUCACAAUUUCCACAAAACUAUCGCUUCAAACGCUGAAAAAUGUCUCCAAUUUCUUCAUUUUUCUGCUACCCAGAACCCCCUUUUGAACAAUCUCCUCAAUUUCUCUUCGCACCUCCAGAACUUUUCUCAGGCUCACUGGAGAAGCCAUAGGAGUUUAAAUUCUCUGUCAAGUCACAACUUUGCUGCUGUUUUACCGGGUGAUUCAGUCGCAGGACUAGUGGUUGCAAAUGGCAUUUCAAAUUUCCUGAAUAUCUACAAUACACUGUUAGUUGUCAGGCUUGUUUUGACAUGGUUUCCAAGCGCUCCACCCCAAAUUGUUAGUCCCCUCAGCACCUUAUGUGACCCCUACUUGAACAUAUUUCGUGGACUCAUCCCACCACUCGGGGGAACCUUGGAUUUAUCACCCAUAUUAGCAUUCCUCGUUCUGAAUGCUUUUACAAGUGCAUCUGCUGCACUCCCUGCUGAACUUCCACCAGCCAUGGGUUCUCAAGAUGGUUCACUCAAGCCAGGAUUAUCAGAUCUUACUGCCUCACAGAAGAAGUGGCAGAAAAGACUUCAGAGUAAGAGCUCAAGUACUUCCGAUCAUCCCAAUUAAAUCCAUAAUUUUGUACGAAUUACCACGGCCAUCUACAUCUACUAAGAUGUUACUUAGGCAGGCAAGCAUACAUAGAGUUCUGCUUGAUGAAAAUCUCUUUUGCUGAUACUUUGUAGCAAUCGGUGGAAUUUUAUUUUAAAUUCUGCUUUGUAAGACCAAAAUCCGUGCUAGUUUUUUUCCUGUAUAUUACACGCACUAGGUAUCCAUAUACGAAGUAAUUAAAGUAAAUUCUUUCAAUAUUA
Messenger RNA from Spinacia oleracea (spinach), 1090 nucleotides. Its product is annotated as ylmG homolog protein 2, chloroplastic. Gene Ontology annotation, cellular component: membrane. The record is from RefSeq and is a predicted model, not a curated record. The transcript has 3 exons. Gene Ontology annotation, biological process: chloroplast fission. NCBI's taxonomy places the organism in Eukaryota, Viridiplantae, Streptophyta, Magnoliopsida, Caryophyllales, Amaranthaceae. The coding region runs from base 96 to 848 and encodes 250 amino acids.